UCGCACUGUACAGUCACGUGAGUGGCGUUUGACGUUAUGGAGCUCCUUUAAUAUCAAACUGUUAUUAUCUAAUUAUAUUUUUAUACAACAAAAGCGAUGGACAGCGAGGGAUUUUUAACAAUUUCUGAUCUCCGAUGAUAUGUCAGAGUCAUGCUCAGUGUUGGCCAAUCAGGUCAAUAACAUCAGUUUUGUUUUCAACGGAAGAAAGAAAGUCAGACGGGCUGGUAACAACAUGUGACUAAACCCCUGCGUUAUGUCUGUGGAUGGCCCCCGGACCUCUGUCUUCACCUUUCAGUCUGCUGUACACAGCCAUCAUGUUCUUUGCUCACUGGAAGAGCUGAGGCAGAAUCAGAUCUUGUGUGACGUGACGGUGGAAGUGGAGAGCAGAAGCUUUCGAGCACACGCUUCUGUGCUGGCUUCCUGCUGUGACUAUUUUUACACCAGACUCACAAACCAAAGCAGACCAAACCACACUGUCAGCUUACCAGAUGAGGUCACCGUGGAAGGAUUUGAGCCCCUGCUGCAGUUUGCCUACACUGCAAAGCUUCACUUCACUAAAGAAAAUAUCCUGGAGAUCCACAGAUGUGCUGAAUUCCUGGGAUUUCACAAUCUUGAUAAAGCCUGCUUUGAGUUCCUUGUCCCCAAGCUGGCUGAUAGUAGUAAAACCCCACAAAAAGUCAAAAGCAAAGGCAAUAGUCAAGGUUCCUGUGAGAAAUCCCAACCUGCCUGUGGAAACCACAGUCCUAUCAAUGACCACAACCCUGAAAAUGGAAAAGAUGAUGCAACUCAUUUGGCAGAAUCUGUUGCACAAACCUCAUGUGCAACACCAUCUACAGAAUGUCCAAAAGACUGUCCUUCUAUCUCAAAUGACAAAAGAAUACAGUUAGAUAUACCCACUCAGUGCGCAAAAAACACUUCAUACCAUGUUGGUGUUGGUCAAGAACAGUUUUGCCUCGAGAACUGUGGCCCACAUUUGCCUUCAUCUUCUGUGGCAGCCAAUGAAGUUUGUCCAUUCCUGUCCCUUUCAAGCACCAGUGGCAAUGAAAAACUGCAUUCUGCUAGAGUUGGCUGUGGCAGAGACAUUUUAACAAUGGAUGAAGAAUUUCAGAAAGAGCUUACAGCGGAUGUCCAUUGUGUUUCUACUGAAACAUCUUCUGACAAAGACCUGAACAUGAAUAUCACUCAGGGACACUUUGACCAAUAUGAAAGUUCUCUAAUUCUGCCGAAUGACUGUCACCAUCCAUGUUCUCUGAGUUCAACAGAAUCCAGCAUGGUUUUGGACAGCAUUGAUAGCGCUGGAAACCUAAACAACAUUGGAGCCAACAACAACCAAGUCUUUGAUCCCAGCGAACAAACAUUCCCCGAUCUGGCCCCUAAAGAUGUCUCCACUGAACGGAGCACAGUGGAAAGGGAAGUGGCUGAGCAUCUCACAAAGGGCUUUUGGCCCGAUUUGUCUUCCACAUUAACCGAGCCGCUACCUCUGGACUCUGUUGACCAGACAUCUGCAGGAAAUAGCUCAGACUUCCACUGGUUGAAGCAUCUGGAUCUGGGUGCUGCAUCUGAUGAUUGUCCCUUUCUGAGGGACCUGAGCUCCAAUGAGCGACAGAUUUCUAGAGGGGACAACCUAUCCAAAGAGGACAUGAGCGACAGUCCCUGCAUGUCCCCCAUUAACUCAAUGGAGAACUCGGAGUGUGAAUCAGAUGGAGACAGUGAGCAAUGUGGUAGCAAUGAACAGGUGCAGGAGGUGGAUUUACCGUUCCCUGUGGAACAAAUUUCUAGCAUAAGCAGGAGAGCAUUCCUGCAGAUGUUGAAAGAGCAGCGACUGACCCCAGAACAGCUGGAAUUUGUUCAGGAUGUGAGACGACGCUGUAAGAACCGUGUGGCUGCACAGCGCUGCCGCAAAAGGAAGUUAGACUGUAUCUAUAGGCUGGAGGGAGAUAUCAAAAGACUGAGGAGCGAAAAGGAAAAGUUACUGCAAGAUCGUAACCAGCUCAAGCUCAGCAUGGAGGAGAUGCAUCAGAACCUCUCAGGCCUGUGUCAGAGCCUCCCCAAGGACACCUCUCCACAGUCUGAGCAGCUGCAAGUGCUGGCCAGGUACGUCUCCUCCGACUGUCCCACUUCUGUCCUACUCUCCCCCAUUGCCUCCCCAAACCUGGCUGGCCCAGACCGGGAAACCCAUGCAGACACUGGCCUGGAGGUCUUUAUUGCAGAGGAAGUUCUGGACACUUGUCCUCAAGAAGAUAAUGAAGCACUCAGGUCUUCCACUGCCUUGCAAGACAACAUGCAAAGCACUGUUACAGAUCCGGAUCCAUGUUUCAGUAUGAAGUAAAGCACUUUGUGACAGGUCUGAUAUUUAAUUUUUACUCAGGAGUUUACCUUUCAACUACAAUCAGUUACAAUUUUAACCAUGUAAUUUUUAUAAGACAUAUAUGGGUAUGAUUAUGACUGUUUUGCACUUUUACCAGGAGUUUCUUAUGAAAAUGCUUGGCCUUUCAUCCCUUGUUUACUGUUAUGCUGUGGAUUCAUAAUGGCUACGUUCAUGCAGUCAGUGUUUACUAACAGGUGUGAAUCUCAAAUUGUUCUGGAACAGCUUACAUGCGCUUAUCGAAUACUCUCUGUACAAACCAAAUAACCAAAAUCAAGCCCAUUAUUUAUUCUCACUAUAAGCUGUGAAUAACACCUGUUACCAUAGUGACAGUUAGUAAAGUAUCUAUCAAAGAUGGUGACUUCAAUAAAUUCAGAAAGUCUUUUAACAAUUGACACAAUGUUAUUUAAUGAACCAUUCCAACCAAUGGACAAGUUGAUGCGUCAAAUCUAAAUUGACUGACAAUGGCUUUGAAUUAAGCCUGGGUGAUAUGACUACAAAAUUAUAUCUUGAUAUUUUUCAGCCUACUAACAAUAUUCAACAUAUACUGUAUCUUGAUAAUGAUGCAUUUGCUUUGAAAUGGCUUGAAAUUUAUUUACAUACCUUCCAAACAGCUAUUGUAGCCAAGUAGAUUCAAAAUGUAGAAUGCAUAAAGUAAAACUCUAGUUAAAAAUAAUGAAGGCAUGUUUUCCACAGUUUUAAACUAAAAGGACACAAGGAAGAAUGAUAUUUAAUCGUUUUCAUUUCUAUGCAUCCGUAUACAACAAUACAUAGCUAUAAAAAGCAUUAUUUACCUACAUAUAUUUUACAAUGUUUCUUUCUGAUACCAGUUUGCAUUUUUAGAUUUGUGUAAUAAAGUGUAGCAGUUACAAAUGUUUGGAGUUGCAUGAAUAUGUGAACUUUUAGCACUGCAGCACUUUGCUUUAACCGAGAACGCAGAAAACAGCGUAUCAUGAGCUCCGCGCGUGCGCACAGAACAGCGCCUCUCCCGUUCACUCUGAAGCGCACACAGACUAUGCAUUAAUUUGAUCAAAUCUCAGCCUUUUGUGGUUUAAUAAUCACAUAUGACCAUUUUGAUAAGUUUAAUUGGUUAUUUUGAUUAAUUGUGCAGCCCUGAAGGACUGUGAAAUCAAUCUAAUGACAUGCUUUUUAGGAAAUGUAGUGGCCAAAUAAAAAGCACAUUUAAAUCAUUGCAAUAUCCACGAUAUUGCUAAUUUCAUCAAAAUAAUUUCGAUUGUAUUGUGAAUAUUCAAUAUAUUAGCCAGUCGUACUGCUUUUAUAAUUCUUAACUGAGUGCAGAAUUUGGGUCAUGCCCAGACCCCAAAACAUUUGGAAGACAGCAACUGGAACUAAAUCCUUUGAAUGACACACAGCUUAUAUAUCAGUUAUCAAAACCCAAUAUGAAAAAAAUUCAACCCACUAGCCAAAUUCAGAAUUUGGUUGUGAGCCCUGAAAUUUUUAAGGGAGGUACUCUGUUAUCAUUUCCAUUCAUAACCAAACUAUGUGUGAACAUACAGUAACUUUAUUUAGCACUCUAAAACAGGACUAAUAACCGUAUUCUGCUGGUGUGUGAACAUUGUCAAUAUGAAAUCCACAGAAUUUUGCAUUAUUCUAGUAUUAUUCAUUUCGCUUACACUGCCGCAGUGGACAAUCAUUGUAAUUCCCUUGAUUAUGAUUUUAUUAUGUCAUAUAUAGCAUAUAAACAAGUACAUUCCAGUGUGUAGCCCAGUGGUUCCCAACCCUGUUCCUGCAGGCCCCACAACACUACACGUUUUGGAUCUCCCUAAUCAAACACACCUGAUUCAACUCAUCCGCUCGUUAGAAGAGACUCCCAAGACCUGAAUUGGGUCUGUCAGAAAAGAGAGAUAUACAAAAUGUGCAGUGUUGGGGGGCCUCCAGGAUUGGGAACCACUGGUGAAGCCUAAUCCGUCUUUGGCAUUACUGGCAUGAAAAUUGUAUAUUGAAUAUGCAUCUCUUUUUAAAGUAUUCAUACUGUAUAUGCAUAUGACUUUUGUCAUUCCUACACUUUUAAAUGCAUGCACAUUUACAUGCAUACUAUAUAGGGUUUGUCUAAAUAUACAUGGAAGACGUAAUCAUAUUCUCAAUAGUAAGAAUAAUGAACUGUCAGUGUCUCACAUUAAAGGGUUAGUUCACCCAAAAAACGAAAAUUCUCUCAUGAUUUACUUAUUGUGUGCAUUGUUUCAAAGAAAAAUAAAAUUGUACUCAUAAACUUUCAUCCACAUGCUCCACCUCUUAAACAACUUUCCAUCACCUAGGCUUUUGGGUAAUGUUAACCAGUAGCCAAAUAGCUGUUAAGGCACUGUUACAUCAAAUUUGCAUUCAGGUCUCCAUUCUGGAUCCAAUCAGUUUCCAAUGGAUAAUAUAAAGUCUCAGCCUACAUUUUUUUUUCUCUGAGAAUAUUCUGUUUUACUUAGAAAUAAGUCACAUAAUGGAAGUAAAAUUGGUUGUGAAUGGUGAUUCAAGUUGACUUUGAAUGCAAAAUCACUUUAAUACAUUUCUUAGUCCAAAGAUCUAACCUUGUUGUUGUUACUGUUUUCUGUGUCAUUGUUACUUUAUUGAAAUGUACUAUUUUUACUUUUAUGUGACUUUGUUAUAACCCUGUAACCAAAGUAUUGUAAUGUAAGCCUAGAAUGCACUGUAUAAUUCACUUAAUUGAUUCAGAUGUAGCGAAUAAUUGCAAAUAAAAGAAGCCAGUAAUAAAAUGUUUUCACUAAAUGUGUAAACACAUGAAUAGCAAUUAAUUAGUCCUUGCUGUUUCAUAACUUUUGUUUAGCAAUUCAAAGUGCAGUACUCAUUAGUUUGUUCUCUAAUAAUGCAAGCACAAAUACUGCUCAAAAUAAA
Messenger RNA from Myxocyprinus asiaticus (Chinese sucker), 5227 nucleotides. RefSeq names its product transcription regulator protein BACH1-like. Gene Ontology annotation, molecular function: RNA polymerase II cis-regulatory region sequence-specific DNA binding; protein binding; DNA-binding transcription factor activity, RNA polymerase II-specific. The coding region runs from base 254 to 2329 and encodes 691 amino acids. NCBI's taxonomy places the organism in Eukaryota, Metazoa, Chordata, Actinopteri, Cypriniformes, Catostomidae. Gene Ontology annotation, biological process: regulation of transcription by RNA polymerase II. The transcript is spliced from 6 exons. The record is from RefSeq and is a predicted model, not a curated record.